AUGGAAAGGCUUCAUGUAGAUUUUUAUUCGUGAAUCGAAUUUAAAAUUAGAUUUACAGAGAGGCCUUUGAUUUUAUAAUUAAUUCAUUCAAAUCUUACGCGCCUUUGCUUUCGUCCAUCAAGCAUGAAUACGAUGAGGUUCUCAACUACUACAGACUCCUUUCAAGAGACCUGCAGCCGACGAAGGUUUUAUUAGGACUUGUGUAUAUUUUUUCGUAGGAAUUAGUUUGGACAGUUGCUCAAGACUGCGAUGCAAAAAUAAAUGAGAUCCAACACUCGCAACUUCACGGUUUGUUUAUAUGUUAUUCAAAUCCGAAAAAAAACAGAUCUGAAUGUAUUAAGGCAACAGGUAAAGGACCUCGAAACAAAACUUUCUGUUAUGAAGGAGGAGAAAACAGAAUUGAAAUUUCUGGUAAGAUAUAAAUUUUUCGACAUACGUAUUUAUAUUUCUUGAAUGCUAUCUUUCUGAAUUUUAGUUUGCUAACGACAGUAAUGAAACUGAGUAUAUCACUGGGAUAAAACCAUCUCUCAAUAACAGCUGUUAUUGAGAGCUGGUUUUAUCCCAGUGAGCAUGCGUAUGUUGCAUGCAUAUAUAUUUGUGCUGAAGAGAAACGUUUAUCAGUUUAAUGGUAUCGGAGGUGACCGCUCUCUUUGAAUGUAGAGUGUAGUGUAUCAGUUUUGGCUAGCAGAGGUACAGUAGAGAACGUAAAACGAUAUCACGUGGCAUGAAUUUAAAUUGCAUCGCUUCUUCCUUAUCCUACCACCAGUUUAUCCACUUUUUAUGUGUCUACGGUAAAUUUUUCGGUAUCACGCAUCAAGGUGCCCGUCAAGUAAACCUACUUUACUUUUUUUACAAUACAUAUGAAGUGUUAUGUCGUGAGAUUUAGAGCGAUCGUUGCGAUCAUGGUAGCCUCUCGUAUCGUGUGCUCACGUCCCUUCUAUUUAUCGUGAGUUUAGUCAGCUGAGCAUUAUGCUGAGGAGGAGGAAUACCGAUGUUGGUAUCGUCCGGUUGCCGGUAUGUAACGGUAUAUUAAACUUGACUUGGCCCACAAAUAGUCAACCGCACAGUAUUCGACAUAAAAUAGUACGUCUCCGGAAAGAGUUUCUUUUUAAGGGCAAAGAGUUAGAAAAAUAAAUGGAGUUACUCAUAUUACACAUCUUAUUGUCUAUUCCAAGCCCACAGGAAAACCCUAUUAAUCUCAAAAACGUUAUGCUGUUAUUCCAUAAGUAGGCCCAAACUUGUACAUCAAUGACAAAAUACAUUAGGGGUUUAACACUUGGCAAAUUCCGGACACAUAACUGGAGAUGUCCAUUUAGACGAUAAAUAACGCGAACUUUUGAAAUAAUUUAACUAACGACCAAGGUCCUACCCUACAGUUCCAGUCUGGUCACUAACGGCUGGCAUUAUUUAAAAUCUUGAGGAAAACACUGACUUUUUGACUACGCAAUGCUUUUUGAAUAUGUCAUAGCGUAUUCAUUUUGUCUUCCUUUAAGGCGCAAAACGUACUGAAAGCUUCUGCAACAACUUCCAGCUGUUCAUUUGUAAUGCGCUUUAGGGGGUUAAAGGCGAGUUCAUCAUCGCUGUCUAGAAAUCGUCGAUUAUCCCCUUCAUUUUGUUUGGUUUUUUUAACAAAUAACAUUCUGUUUUGAUGAAACGUCAGGACAUAAUACGUGCAAGUGUACAUACGCUGAUGGGGACCUCGAGUCCAUACCCCGGCCUCACGGCUAUAGCCCAAUCAGCCCUCCUUUAAUUUAGUGUAUAAUUUUAAUAUAUUUUAGAUGGAAAAGCUAAAAAUUGAUAUGGCAAAACUGGAAGAACUUCGUAGAACGGAGGCAGACGGGAGAAAACUUGGCAUAAUUUCAAUAAACCAACUACAAAUGCAACUGGCUGAUAUGCGACACUCCUUCCAAGAAAGCAUGCGCACUAGCGAGUCUCAGGAUGACCCCGUGAAAAUGAAGAUAGCUUUACAGUACGUUAAACAAUUUGGAUAAUAAUGCUAGCAUCAAUAACUGACAUGGCCACACAUUCGAAAUGCGUGACUCAAAAGGUCACAACAGUUCAGCGUGAUCCCUUCUUCCAAGGUUUAUAUUCCCCGAAAGUGAAUCGUUUACGAGGUUCUCCGGUCUGCUGUUGUCGCCUUGAGUAAAACAGUAAAACAGUUGCGUUUGCGUUUCCAAAUGGUGCCUGUUUUAUGGGUUUUCUGUGAGGAAUAAAUUAAGUCAAUAGCUAGGCUGCUAGAACGGCGUCACACAUCUCACAUCAGGGUAACUGUCAUAAAGGGUCGGUUUUGGAGGAGACAUAGCAGCCUUCCUUUCGACCCCCCAGCCACUUCAGGAUACUCCCCGUCAACUAACAAACUCCCAAUCCACGACCUCUAGCGCGUUAGAUUUAUUACAAUGUGCGUCAGUGUGCCUGAACCUGUUAGCCAUCUUUUGAUGCUAGUGAAGUGUUCAUAUACUGAGAUACAACGUUUCGCUUACCAUUUUGGUGAUGAUAAGGAGGGUUUCACGUUUGCUGUUGAAGAUCUAUAUAGCGUUGUAGGAGCGGCGUGUAUGCGUGUGUUGUCGAGCAGAUCCAUACAUUGCAUAGAGAGGUUUAUGUGCAGCUUAUUCGAGGCAUGAUCAAGGGGACUUUACUAUGGUAUUUUACCGAGGACAUUCAAAGGGACGUCUAUAGUCAAACAGUCGCAAGCAGUAUGCGGUAGCAGUAUGAGCAGGCAAGGUAUAUGCGAGGGGUGCAUAUCAGGGCUUCAGACACCAGUUUGCGGUCUCAUUACGGUGGAUCCGCCAGCAACCGGCCAGCACGUGCAGACACAAAAGGGACGUGUUGGAUUUGCGUCAAAAUUUAUGGUGAAAGGGGCAACAGGGACAUUUCACUGGAUCAGGGAAUGUCUGACACGGCAUUUAGUGAGAAUAAGUUGGCGGGAGUUAGGUGCUACUUCAUGUGUCCGCAACAUUUCAAUCUUGCGAACUUCUUUAUCUUGACAGCUGCUAUCGUGUCGGCUUUGAAAAUGGCUGUUCUGGUCUUUACGACAAUGCAACAUGUCUGCCGAUCUUUACCAAUUUCCUUCCAUGUCUCCGGGUUUAUUUGUAAGAGCUUGGGAGAGAUCUUUAAGACGUUCUAGUGGUGAAGCCUCAAUGCACCUCGUCUGAAAGCAGCCGUAGUGACGUCGUAGAAUGGUCGCUUGGGCCGGUGUCCGUCAUUCAUUCGCAGGAUGUAACUGCUUCAUUCUCGACAGUAUCCGCCUCGGCACGACGUGGUUGCUGAGGACACUGGCUCUGCCCAGAAUGUCAGUUCACGACAGCCUUUUCUGUUACUUCACCUCCGCUAUUCUUCAACCGCUAUGCGACUGCCUGAGAAGACUCUAAGCUGAACUUCACAAGCUCUUUGCCCUGUCGUUUACGACUGAGAAUAUUAAGGAUACUGCAAAUGCGUCUACUGAGCCGGUUACGGAGCGUGCUCGUCCAGUUACGGAUUGAGGUUCAAUCUAGUGCCCUCGCAGGCAGCCAUAUAUGCAAAGAACGUGUUACAGAAAAAUCCGAGGCAGACGGGGAUGACAGAUUCUGGCCUGUUAGCUGUCAUCGGAUUUGCUGAACGUGAGGUUAAAACUCGGGUUCCUCGGUCAUUGGGCAUUAGUUAGUCCAGUGUUCUACCAUUGUGCACGGACCCGCUGUCCUGUCUUGUUCCAAGAAUAAGCAUAUUCACUCGUCUUUGUUUGAUUUUUUGCUAACUUCGGAAAACACUCUCCUUCUGCUUACGUUAAUACCGUCACUUUAAGGAAAGCCAAGGAAGCCCACACGUUUCUGUUGACAAAACUCACCCAAAUGGAGACGGACUAUGUGGAUGUUGUGCCGCGAAAACAGUUUGAAGAGGCAUCAGAAAAGAUGAAAAUAAUGGGCGAGGACUUGGAGGUCUUAAGCAAGCACUGCAAGGCACUGCAGUCAACCUUAGAGUAAGUUUGCCUCUUUUUGUUCAUUUCAAUCCUGCCAGACUCAGUUCUCUUUUAGUUUGUUUUUAUGCAAAUCUGACCUAGCGUUGUCUGCAGAAGGAUAUGGGAUGUUUUAGACUAUUUCCAGAUGUGACAGGGUGUGAACAGUGGGACUUCCUCGUCCGCCCAGGAUGGGGAACAAGACUCAGGAAUCAAGCAAAGAUGCGAAUCCCAGGAAUUAGUUGAUAAGAAGAAGAAGAAGAAGAAGAAGAAGAAGAAGAAGAAGCGAUCACUGGAACAAAAGCUUUAUCCGCCUGACGUUUUGGAUUCUUGCUCGAGCCCAUCACCAGGGACAGUAACAGACCCGUAUCUGUCACUGUCUCUGAUGAUGGGUUCGAGGGAGAAUCCGAAACUUCAGACGAAUAAAGCUCUUGUUCCGGCGAUGGCUUCUACUUCUUGUCGGCCAGAAAUCAGUUGCAUAUAUUCCCGUAAAAGGCUAAACGUUAAUUUUACCGAAAAUGUGUUUUGAACUACUACGUAUUGACUGACACCGAAUUAAAUGGACGGGCAUGGUAGACUAUAAUCCUCCCACGGCGCCUAGUCAAUUUAAUUUGGUCAACAUUGUUUGCAUAUCAACGGCCAGACGGAACACUAUCUUGGAGAGUUAUUGAAAGAGGCGCCACCGUACAUUCCACGUUCCAUAUGCUAGUCAUUUUGUCGGUGGGGUGAGGAAUUUUCACCAUCUCUUUAACAUGUAAUUUUUGGCUUUUAUGCUCGACUGCGAGCCGAUUGAGGGACACGCUGGAAGGUCCACAGUUCACACUCUUUAUGUCGCACAUGCUGAUCGUCUUUGUAUUUCCAACACGUUCGGUGACUCGCGCCGUGAGGCCGACGACUGAGUUUAGAAGGAAUACACUUUUACCUAAAAAAACAAAAUUGACCGGAAUUUAUCCAAAUAUCAUGGCCCAGCACAGACGAAAAGUGCAGGUUAGCUUUCGCUAAACAGAACAGGUAAUGCGAGAACGCGAUUUUUUUCCGUGACAUGCAACUUAGUCAGUAAGUGCACACAUAUGUGGGGUAAUUAAACCUGAUAAAAAACACUUUCAGUUAAUCAAGUAAUUGCUUUCCUGUGUUAAGUUAGAAAAAUGCCCAUUAGGGCCUAGAUGGGGGAAUAACAGCUCAGUUCCAACAGCUUCUUUCGUGAUCACUGUGUGGAAAACGAACCCAUAAUCUUUCCCUUUGGAAGUAAAGCGAGUCAAGCUUCUGUUACCUAGGCGACGGACUUCUGGGAAAGGUCCAGAUUCCGAGGAAUGAUCUGAAAUUCUAGAAACAAAUUAUUCCGCCUCCACCACGCUCUACCCCAACCCUCGAGACGGCUUCCUACGUCGCCUCAAGAAGUCCCCCCUACGACUGAAUUAAGGUUUCACUCCUGUUAAUGACCCACAUUUUCAAGAUUGCGAAAAGCUGAUAACGUCAGCUCUUUAAAACAAAGGUUGGACAGAGUGCUUUAAAGCAUUGGAAAUACCGCUCUCGACGAUAAAAGGUAAUAUCCUCGAGACGAAGGAAGUACCCGCCUUAGUGAUAAGUAGGGAGUUCGGGAUCAUCCUCAUGAACUGUAACGCCUUCUUUGGGGCAUGUCGACACCAGUGCGGUGAACAGGAAAACACUUUGCCUGGCUUAUACUUUCUGAAGAUCAUCCGUAAUCUUUUUAUCAAUAAUAUGUCAGUAUAUUCUAAGGGUAAUAGGCAAUGCCUUUAAAAACCCUAUUGUAAACGGUACAUGAAAUAUCUCACUAUAAAUAAACACCGUACUGAAAUGCUGUCAGUAAUAUAUGCACUUAACAGAAUAUUUUCCGUUGAGGCUGCAGGACCGAAGCUCAAACACAUUCAGUUGUAGAUGAUAUCGGUAAAAUGCAAUGACAGUCAUCCGCAUUAGCGGUAGGUGUAUGCGAGGCGUUGGUUUCGCGCCACAGAGCUGUUCUGUCCAGACAAGCGGUAUUGUCCAAGCAAAUAUACAUCUAGUCUUUGCUUGAACGUCUCCGUGGUAUCCGCCAUUAUUACGUCCUCAGGAAGCCCGUUCCAGGCACCGACAACUCGCUGUGAAAAACAGAAUCUUUGAACGUCCAGGCGGCAUCGGGAUCCUCUAAGUUUUAGGGAGUUUCCAAGCAGGUUUGUUGUUGUGGCCAGGGUGAAGAAAUCGUCCAGGUGUGGGGCACAGUCCCGGUUCCUCAAUAUCCGAUAGGCCUGUAUGAGAUCAGUCAGUGUCUUUUAUGUCACCGUACGGACUUCCAAAGUUGCUUGAAAGCGUUGCUUCCAUCUUUAUGGACGAUUAAUUAGUAUUUUCCGGCGAAUGGGACACUGCCAAUGUCGUUUCGUGCCAACAGCUUGUGUCCAACUUAUUCCGGCCACUAACAGUGCUGCUCCGGUAGCCCUUGUUUGAAAUGACUUUUAUUAGUUCAAUCAGGCUUUUCCAUUUAAAGGCUUCACGACCGGCAAUGCGAAAAUUCGAACGAUACAUUGGAGCCUUAACUCUACUCUCUUCCAGUUUUUUUUUUCGCAUCAAACAGCGAAUUGGCAUUCGUUGUGAAAUAUCCGUCGAAAUUAGGCAACCAUUGGCUGAACUCUCUGCAUGCGUUUUUAAGCACAAAUGAUUACUUACUUGGUCUUAUAAAACUAACAGUAUGGAGGGUGCGUUCACCGACCGAGUUACGGGCCACGCUGGAUCCGUUGUGCCUUAAGGCCCAGUAUAGAACUUUUUGGGGCCAGUUAUACAGCGACUGAAGCAGACAAGGGAGGACCGAAUCAUUACUUCUGGCCUAUCAGCCGUCAUCAUUUAGCCUUGCUAAAAACCCAGGUAGUCCACACCUGAGUCUCAAACCACUGAACCGUGGGCUCGUCAUGUAGCGUCCGAAAUUAUUGCACGCGCGAUGGCAUGCUGCUUUUCGUCUAAGAAGCUCCCCAGCACCUCGCUUUGCUUCCACAAGUUUCAGCGCCUAUACCAAUGCUUCCAAGAAAGAAGGCACCACUAACUCUUCGCCGUCUUGCUCACGUUCCACCCAUGGAACCUAAACACCAAUGAGUGCCUUAGUAAAACCGUCUUUUCCGAUAUCGGAUUCCACUGAACAAAGCAUAUCUGCUGAGUAUCGCAUUUUGGUUUCUAUUUAUCGGAAUAUCACUUGGUACUACUUAAGGAGAGCAAUAAAUAUUUCCACAGAACUGGUCUAAAUGAUGUAACUUCGGCCAGGGAUUCCUCAACUCUUCUGGGCAGAAAGUGGUCAUGACACUUUGUUGACUUGGGUUGGUAACCCAUUCUAGAGCAUGAUUUUACACCAUCAAUGUUAUCUAUGUGACGAACCAAAGACUACCCCGUGAACAGGAGUUUCGUUUGCUUUUUUGAUGAAACAGGGAUCAGCACAAGGUCCUUGAGGAGACGAUUGAACAAAAAAAUGAAGUUGACGCCCUAUACACCGAACUCAAGCGUUCUUCUACGCCGAGGUAAGUGAUCACUGUUUUAUAGCACGUUUCGUGUACAUUUAUGAAUCAAGUGCUUUCGAAAACAUUUAGAAGAUUAUGUAAUAGAAUUAACCAGUCGGGGCCCAUUUCUAGGACAGGAUUUAGAUGGAGCCUGUCACUCAAAUUAUUAUUUAGUAACGUCAUAGAAAGGAAAGCUUUGGUUUGACGAUCGUUAUGUUUCGGCUCAUUUCGAAUGUUUCUUAACCAAUGGGUACUGUAGCAAAACUCUGAUACUGAAUUCUGAAGACACUGUCAGUUCCCAAAAGAGUCAUCUUCAACAAUACCACCUCCAUCACAAGCAUCACGUCCCUCUUGUUAUGACGACGUGAGCUGCAGAUUCCCGAAUAAAAAGAGAAUAGUUUGACCUUUCUUCUAAAGGAAUGAGUAGCAUUUUCUUUCCAUUGCUAACUACAAUCCUUUUCGCGCAAAAAUGCCAGGAAUACCUUUUAUCGUCUCUUAUACAGCCAAAGUAUUCCAGUCGCGCUGGCAUCCCGACAUUCGAGCGAAUUUCUUAUCGGCCGCCCACAUAAAUUAUAUUUCGCGAAAAUUGACUACCCAAAUGUCAUUAAAUUUUCUCAUUGAUUUUCGAUGCCCUUAUAGAUUCAAACGUAUUUUACAGAAAACAUGCAUAAAAAUACUUUUUUCUAUUACUUAUUCGAUAGCAAAUUGCGUCUUCUUCGGAUGUUAUACUUUAAGAAAGAGUAUCUUCCAAUUUUCAAAACCUUCUCAAUUCCCGAAUAAUUUUGAUCCCGACCUGUCGGCACACUUGCAUUCAGGGUUUCUAAGCUUCAAACUGCAUAAUUUUCGUCUGAAAUAUCCUAUUUUUCUACAUGCUUUUAUGAAGAGGUCAUAAAUGGCUCAUAAAAUUUUGUAAUGGAUAUAGACCCAGUUGUCUAUUUUAGGGGCCACGCUAAUAAGCAUACUGAUGUGAUGCCGUAUGAUCGGACAUUUCACGGUCUUGAAAAUCUCAUAGUGGGAAACUUUUAAAACCGAAUAAUACGCUUUUCAGGUGCAAAAUUUGAAAAAAAGCGUAAUCUGCUAUCAACUGGGUAAACUAAGAAAUAUUUUUGUGCAUGUUUUCCACUGCAGCUAUUAGAAUUUAUAAUUGCAUCAAAGAUCAAUGGAAAAAAACUAAUACUAUAAAAGUAGUCAUUUUUUGCCGAAUGUAGUCGACGUAGGCGACUGAUAAGAAGCUCGUUCGAAAGCUGGUAUCCUGACACGAUUGGAAUAUCUUGACAUUAUGCGACACGAUAAUUAACAUGACAACCGUACUUAAGUAAUCUUUUCAGACUGAAAAUGUAUUUCAGAACUCCGGUUAGUAUUUCAUGAGUCCAAUGCAAGUCUGAAUCUGAGACAUGGUCUAAUUUCUAUACGGUAUUAAGAGAAGGCUAUAUCGGGUUCAGAAAAUUAAAUAGUCGAUUUGAACCAUAUUGUAAACUUUAAAAGCAACACUAGUAAACGCAGAGACACUGUGUUUUAUGAACGGACAUUUGGCGCUCUUAAAAAAUUCCAUAAUCAGAGACCUUUUCAAAACCGAAUUAUACUCUUCUUUCAAGUAUGAAAUAUGAAGACGACGUAAUUUCCCACCAAAUGAGUAAGGGAAGGGAUAUUUUACCAUGUUUUCCAUGAACGUUACUUCGAUUUAUAGGAGCGCCAAAAAUAAAUGAGAAAAUUCUAUAUAAUAUAAGAAGUCAUUUUUUACCGAGUGUAGUUUUUGAUGGUGGCCGAAAAGAAGUUCGUUUAAGAGCUAACAUUCCGAAGUAACUGAAUUAUUAUGGGAUUAUGCUUUACAGGAAUUAAUCUUACAACCCCAUCUAAGCAAUAUUUUCGAAUCGAACACGCAUUUCAGAAUUUCGGUUAACAAUUCAUGAGCUAGCACAUCUACUGUACACUAAUCUCUUUAAAAAUUGCCGGAAUAAUCUCCAGUCGAGAAUCAGCAUAUCACGGCUUGCAAGUUAACCUGGGUUAUUUUCUAAAUUAAUCAAUGUUACAGUAGGAUUUAGGGGGUUUGUUUAAAAUGAAAGCACGACUAAGAAUUUAGCUGGGGUUGUCAUCGUCGUCAUCAUCAUCAUCCUAACAGUUGAAAAUGUUAAUGAAAAGAGGCAAGGUCGUUAGCUGGCGCAAGAACUAUAAAGAUCCGGCGUUACAGGGUUAUGUCAGUAUCCUUUGCUAGAAAGACCAUGAUUGGUCAUAAGAUGGAGUCUGUUGACGUAUAGGGAGUGAAUCCUGCGUUCAUCAUAGACUGCUGAUUUUGGUAGAUGUGUGCGGUCAAGUAGCAAACAAGCGCAUCAAUCUUGCGUCCCUUGCGAGUCUGCUGCGUGGGUCUAUUGAUGUCCCUGGCUAUGGUCCCAAGAAUGAAGCCAAGAGGACAGCCUAUUAAUGCUCUUGUUUCAGCAAUCAAACCUAUUUUUCGAAACUCGCCUUUCCUAACACGCGAUUCCCUGUUACCACGUUAUGCAACGAGCAGUUAUACGUGGAGACUCUCAAGUACCAUACCACAAACAAUAUCCUUUGCGAUGAACGCCUAAGGAAGGUCCGCCACCCAAGGUUCUGCUGUCACAAGAAGACAUUAAAUCAAGCAAGCAGGCGCUCGGACGAUGUCAUAUAUAGUACAGUAACUGACCUAUCUCACGAAGUUCUGAAAUUUGAUUUCGGUUAAUUGGGAUUACUUAGGUUGGGUGAUAAUAUUGGCUAUCGUGCAGCAUAAGCCCAAGGUUGUCUGGUCGCGCCGGGAUGUCGGCCUUUGAACGAGUUCCUGUUCGGCCGCCUGAAAAAAUUAUACUCGUUAAAAUGACCACUUCAGUAGUAUGCCUUUUAUUGAUUUUUGAUGUUCUUAUAAGCCUACUUAUAUUUCACAGAAAACAGGAACAAAAAAUCUUUCUUACACUCAUUAGGUAGCACCCACCACUAAAACAGCAGUACCUACAUCACCGCAACCAAAACCAAUCCUGUAGCUCCCAACCUAUCCCAACCUCUCACCUCACGCAAUCGGUCUGGUCGGUCACUCGCAAAUCCAUCCCACGAAGACUGGCGAACCAGUGCCUGAAACAGCGAUGUUCAGCAGACACACUCACAUAAACUGUCUGAAUUGCCUUCACACAUUCAUUCACCGCAUGGGCUUAUUCGGUCACAUGCGCAUUCACGAAAACCUGCGGUAAAUCACCGCAGAGAUGAUCACAUCACCAACACAUGCAUCACACAUUCGCCCCUCCGAAAUCCCACAUCAUUGGCACCAGGAUCAAUUGCAGGCUCACGGUGUGCCAGUUGGGAUCCGCGACACACCCCAUUUCCGUUAUGGUAUAAAAUCCUGUUCAGUGUCCGUUUUUGACCAGUGGGUGUGGCGGUGAGUCUAGGUGCGGGUUUUCGCCAUGCCAACCACUUGCGCCCCCCCCCCACCUCCGAUCUUCUUAGCUCUGUCAUGGAACCGGACCCAGGUUGGGGAUGCCGGGGAAGUGCAAUAGAUGCUUUGCAAGUCACCCUUUCGCCCUCACCCUGUUGUGGGGCACACGGUAGGCAUCGUCGAAGUCAGUAGUCCAGCUGUCAGGUCCCACAGACAUGAACCAAAAUUUCACAGAACCAGGAGUGCGGUUUGGGUCUCAUCCGAGUGGGAGUGCCAUAGAGGUCAUAUCAUGACCCGCUGUGUGGGCAAUUGGGACCACCACCAACACAGUCUGCAUCGUCUCCAGCAGAGGUUGUUGACAAGAGUGGAACGAUUGUCUCAUCUUCCUUUUAGACCCGCCUGGAGAGAUGCGGUCUGCAGCCUGCCCGGUGGAAAAAAGUACUGGAAGCAGCUCGCCCCCCUGAAGUCCUCCAAGGAACGACUUCAAGCGCUGCUUCGAGAAUUCCUAAAUGAAAGCGAAGGCGAAAACCGCAGUUCCCGGGUAAGCAUGAGCAGUUCUCGUCUUUCUGAAAGUGCUCGACUAUGGCCAAGCCGAAGCUGAGCGAAAAGUGAAAACUUCUUUAUGCAACCACGCACGCGCCGAGUUAUGCCGAUGGCUAUUUUGAUGAAACUACAGGCAUCCAACAGCAUUGUUUAUGGCGCAGACUUCUGUGAUUCCUCAAUGCGCAUUUAUAUUGAUUCUACGAAUUUUUUUUAUCAAAAACUGUAAACUGAAGAUUUCUAAUAAAAUUUAAUUUUCCAACUUAUGAAGACUCACCUUUCAAAUACUGUCAAGAGCGGAUGCAGAAAGCCAGUUUACAGUGUUCAAUCCUUAACAGGCCCAGACACCAGCUAAGAGCGCCUACACGUGUUACGUCGAUUAUAUGUUAAGCUUCUUACUUUCCUCAAAAACUUGGGAAAAUCUUCAGCACAAACCUUCUCAGGCCGAGCCCGAAAGUUAACGUGAGUAUCUCGGGUGAUAUCCAUCACCCAUAACAGAACAACCAAAUAAUAUUCACAAGAUGCCAACAGACAGUCAGUAGUAUGUAAUUAUUUAUCAGUUAACCAUACUGUUUGCGGGGUACUGGCAAAGAUCCAAGACACGCGUUUCGCCGACUUUGUGCGCUGCGCGACUUGGCUGUCAGAAAUUUGACUCGUCAUUGGGUUCCACAUUGGGCUUUCUGGUAUAUGCUUCAGUUUUAGGCUUUUUAAUUUCUCCUAGCGCUAAUGUGCGAACUAGGAAUAAAUCCAAGCAGCGCGGUGGGUUUGAAAUGCUGCUAUUUUCCCUCUUCAGUCAGCUUUUAAGGUCGGUAAAUGACGUCGGGAUGGAGUUUCUAAAUAGGGGUCACAGUAUGGACCCUACGCUCUCAACUGUUAUUGGCUGUUCCCCGUAUAGACAGGGCGCGGUGGUAAAGCUCCUAAGUAGACGGUUAUUCUGAUAGGACUCUCUACCAGCUUUAAAAUCCUCCUACUCUUACAUUUUAGUAGAAAGGUAUUUUAAGACGAAACGGGGGGUGAAUACUGAAUCCGAAGAAAAACCCGACGAGACGACCGAAGGUGUUGGUUCCUGAUCAUUUUUUUUUCAUUUUUCAUUGUGAAUAGUUUUCUUACGUUAUGUUCAUUUGGAAGGUUAUGCCCAUUUUGAUCGUUAUCAGUUCCUCAUUAAUGUUUAUCUGUUGGUAAAUGACGCUAGUGUGUAUUUCAUGUCGUAUCUUUCAGGGAACCGACUCGGCAGUACCGACGAUACUGCGCAGCUCUGAACCCGUACUACAGCGCGCACUUCCUAUACGGGACCUGCUCCUGCUAGUCGAAGAUAUCUGGACGAAAAGAAAGACACAACUCACAGAAUUCCUCGUAAGUCGAACUUUAUUACGCACAUGGUUCUCUCUGCCCACUUGAAACGAAGUCCAAGUACCUCACAGAUGAUCUCUCAGGCACCAAACGAUUUUUAUUGUCAUUUAUUGAAAAAAAACAACGUUACCUUCCGGUAUUCCCAGCAGUUAAUUGGCGUGGGCACUUUGGCCUUAGAUGACUGAAGAUUGUCCUCUUGGUUACGAGGGAAUUUUUCUUUAGAUUAGGACUUCCAGCAUGUAGAGUCAAUUUUACGGGAAAAAUAAACCAAUUGUUUGGUGCCAGAGAGGUCAUCUUUGAGAUACUUGGAUUUAAUCCUAACCGCGAGGCAAAUCCUCAGCCAUCUUAAGUCAAAGGUGCUCACGCCACUUAACUAUUAGGGAUACCGGAAGGUAAUGUCUUUUUCCAAUAAGUGGCAAGAAGAGUGUUAAACUGCAAUAAUUUAUUUUAAAAUCAGUAACGUGGUCGCCAUAAAUAUCAGUCACUGUUGUCCAUCCUGACGUUAAGUUUUCGAUACCGCCUUUGCAAAAGCAAAUUUGUUUGGAUGCAAAGAGUUCCAACAGUUCAGUUUUGACACCAUUGGCACUUCAAAAGGUUUUUUCGGUCAGCUAGUACUGCAGAGAUGUGAAAAAAUGACACUCAUUUGGCUUACGACCAGGUGAAGAGAAUGGAUGGGGCAAAGGUUUCCACCCUAACUUUUAGGUCUUGAACUGAGUCUGCCGGGAUAAACACAGAACAGCACCCUUUCCACGGCAAAUGAAUGCUUGACGAUACUGUAGGUCUACUGUUAUGGUCUGGCUUUGUUCCAAUAGCACAGAGUGAAGUAUGCCUGCCAUAUUUCAAAAAUAGGUCGAAUGGUGUUACCGACAAAGACAUGGGAGACUGGAGUGGCCAUUUCCGGCUUAUUAGUCAUCGUCAGCCAGUUGUACCCAACCCCGAAGUGUUGAACAGCUGGGGCUUGAUCGCCCGACCUGUUAGUUAGAAGUCCAUCGCCCCUAACCACUGAACUACGGGUUCGUUGUCUUGUGGCAAGACUUUCUUACAGUAUGGGCUUAUCUCAACUCAGAAACUGGUGUCUGGCCUGUGAAAAGCCCUCGGUGUUGUUUGGAUCGGUUAUUAACUUAAAGAAUACAUUUUUCAUCGCAAGUGACGACUCGAGGAACGAACGGUUCCCCUCUCCAGUCUGCUUAGCAGAGCGUUACCGGUAGUUUUGUUUUCUAUCAAAAGUUGGUGUCCUUGUGACCAAACUUCCUCGUCCUAUCUAUCACUUGUUCUUUUGAACAGUAGAUCACGACGAACCUAAUUUUUUUGAUAAUUUCUCGAUGAUUUGACGAAGAUCUGCCUCAAAAUCAUUAGGCAUCUCCACUGGUCUUCCCAGACAAAGAGCAUCACAGAGGCCGAAGUGCCCGAUCGAACCAACGCUGGCACUUGUGUCCAUCUGAAGCACUCAGAUAAACAUCACACAUUGUUUUGGUGGCGGUUGCUGUGUCGUUUCCCUUGCGCAAUUCAUACAGCAUAUGAUUAGCACGACAACCUUCGGAUUUUAGGUCUCCUAUUAUUGAGACCAAAUCCUACAAAAAGAAAAUUUGCAUUCAAAAUCUAAACAGGAGACCUAACUCAUUCGCAAAAGACACACAGUUCAAAUUGGGCAUAUAUAAACACUUUGAAUAUAGCAUUAAGGAUAAGAACAUGAAAAAGACACCGCUUGCUGGCACCUUAAAUACUUUCGUGGCAACGAUGUGGAGAAGGACCCUAGUUAACUGACGUCAAACUGUGGAUCACGUCAUAUGGGCUUUUAUCACUCAAACUCUUUUGUUUUUUAAAGUUUACUUUUUGUUUAUUUUUCAUAACCGCAGUCAUUUCUGCUGUCGUACGAAACAGUGUGACGAGUCUUUCGGGAGAAACCCAAACAAUUUUUGCGUUCUCCCGCAUUUUGUCAGCUUACUGUCUAGUACGCUGCCUCACCCGCAAAACUCCCCUUACAACCAAUCACGUAUGGCACGAUCCACCGUCAGCCGACAGUAAAGUGGUGUCCUUCUCCAUACGGCUGCCCUUUAAGUAAGUUACUACUAGUAUAAAAAGAAAUGUUCAGGCUAAAAUCAAUAGUCACAUCAACAAAAUCUCUUCUGCAGGCGAAUGCGCAGACACCGGAUGCGAAAUAUCAAAGUGGAACGAGGAGAAUUUGAAAAGAGAAAAAAAAUUCAAAUUGAAGUUCAGGAGGAUACAGUAGAUGUGUUAUCACGUUAAAUGUUAACUAAAAUUCUGGAAGCCGUUGUCGACUAGAAAGGGUUACUUAGGUAGAGUUGCGAUAGUAAUUAUCUUGCAGUAUAAUCCCGCCACGAUGCCGUCUUCGAAUAAGGUUCUUGCCAACCACCUCCAAAAAUACACUACUUACGUGGUGUUUACUUUUCCCAUUGAUUUUCGAUACUCUUAUAAAUUCAAACAUAUUUUAUAGAAAACAUGCAAAAGUACAUUUUGUUAUCGCCUUUAUGUGACAAAAACUUCGCCUUUCUCCAAAUUUAUGCAUUAAGAAAGGGCAGUUUUCUGUUUUCAACAAUUUCAAAUUAUGAGGUUUUUAAAGAUCGCAAAACAUCCAUUAAUAAAGCAUCACAUAUAUAUCCUGUGUACCUACUGGAAUGCAAGCAGCGUUUGGCGGGCCCUUUUAAUCACAAGACUACUCAAUGUGUGUUUACUGAGGUCAAGUUAAUAGCUUUAUUCACAUCUUUUGCAAGAGCACUUCUGAUACUCAUGGAAUAUACGAACGUAUUUGGGACAAGUAAAACACCUUUUUUCUUUAAGUUCCGAGGAAAUUAAUAGGCGAAGUUAAUCCUUUGGAACGAACCUUUUCAGGCGCGGUCCGAAAUCUGAUAUGAAUAUUUGGGUUAAAAGCCGUCAGUCACUACGAAAUAACCGCGUAAUAUUCACAAACCGUCAACGGGCAGCCAGUAAUACAGAAUUGUGUUAUUAUUUGUCGUACUGACAACACAGGUAUUAGUUUAAAGCUUUAAGCUAGUAUCGAUAUUGUUAGUACGACAAAUAAUUACACAAAACAGCAUGUGCCCAAGCCUAAAAAUAUGUGGACAUUAAGUUGUGCGUGCAUUCAGGUGGAGCUCUUUAAAAGUGUUUAAAUUAAACCGUUUGGAGCGAAAAUAUUUUAUCUAUAGAGCACCAAAAACCUUCACAUGUAUAAAAGAUGACUUUAUUAAUUAUGUACAAAAGAGCAGGCUGCUUUCAUGUGACUAGGGGAAAACAGCGAUCGACAUGACCUACUGUGGCAUUGGAGUUGUCUAGACGCUUUUUUCACACUUAUCAGCACUGCAAUUCCAAUCAUGUACGCCUUACUAUUUUAAAAUAUAUUUAAGAAGUUAGAUUAUUGGAUCCAGGGAUUCUGCGCAUACCGUAUGGGACAACACGUCCCCUUGUCUUCAUGAGCUUCACUUUGCAUGUGUCAAGACUCUCCGAAUUUAAGUUACUGAAUUGAUGAGCUGGUGACUGCUAAAUUUGGAAAAUCAGAUGUUCCUCACUCGUCAUUUUGUGGAAAAAUCUGCUUAUCUCCAAAAAAAUACGUCUUUUUUUCCCAGCUUCUCGAAACUAUCAUGCCAUUGCUAAUUUCAGGAUAAAUGCGCCCCCGAGGAUGGAUCAGAGCAACCAUCGCUGUCAUCCUUCGAUGAAUUCCUCGCCAACUAUUUCCAGACGAGUUUUGGUCUACCGACACUCCGCAGGGAGUGGGCCUACGCGCUUUACAACAGCGCGGAUUACUACAGCGAAUGCGAGGAAUUAGUUCAGCUUCGGAAGAUUAUCGACAAUCAGGUAUCAUCCAUUUAGUUGUCCUCUUUCUGAGGUGUCUAGCACCGCACAUAUGGUUGCGAGUAUGAUGACGAGUAUGAUGAUGAUGAUGAUGUUGUUGUUGAUGGUGAUGAUGAUGGUGGUGGUGGUGGUGGUGGUGGUGGUGGUGGUGGUGGUGGUGGUGGUGGUGGUGGUGGUGGUGGUGGUGGUGGUGAUGAUGACGACGACGACGAUGGCGACGACGAAGACGAAGAUGACGACGAUGGUGGGCAUGACAUUCCUGGUGGUGGUGGUGGUGGUGGUGGUGGUGGCGGCGGCGGCGGCGGUGGUGCUGGUGCUGGUGGUGGUGUUUUCAGGGAGUUCUCCCUUUUUAGAAUUGCCAAGCCUGCCGGGUUCUGCAAUAACUGA
This is a messenger RNA of Spirometra erinaceieuropaei, 16864 nucleotides long. The record is from the annotation of a GenBank genome assembly. NCBI's taxonomy places the organism in Eukaryota, Metazoa, Platyhelminthes, Cestoda, Diphyllobothriidea, Diphyllobothriidae.